Messenger RNA from Trematosphaeria pertusa, 1246 nucleotides. RefSeq lists its product as uncharacterized. The coding region runs from base 255 to 1166 and encodes 303 amino acids. NCBI's taxonomy places the organism in Eukaryota, Fungi, Ascomycota, Dothideomycetes, Pleosporales, Trematosphaeriaceae. The transcript is spliced from 2 exons. The record is from RefSeq and is a predicted model, not a curated record.
CUUCUUCUCCCACCUACCCGCACUUAACUGGUCGCUCAGACACCUCAGUCGAACGCUCCUCUUCAGAUCACUCCUAGAAAAUGAUAUUUCCCGCGAAACUCUUUCCCAACAUAUUGCAGAAUAGACCCGUCCGUCGGAACCUGAUACCCUGAGUGCCGAUACACCUCGAGGCCAUCGUGGAUACGUACCUCUGAUAUCCGCCCGCCAGCCUUGCGUCACCUUUCCGGUGAACAUCACCACACCACUUCUCCGCCAUGGAGACGGCCGACCGUCCUCCGACCUACACCUUCCCCAACGGCCAUCCAACCUCGCCCCCCAUGACGCCCGGUACUCGCACCCACGCACGCUAUCCGCCCCAGACUAGCCAUACCUCUCCGAUAUACAAGCGCAUGGGUCUUUCGAGGCUGGCGCAGUCCCCGCCAUUGGAGUUCAUUCAGCCCACCGGAGACGGGCAUCAAUUUCGCUUCACCCGCCCGCAGUCAAAUGAGGCAUCAUCGCGGCCGUCUACUGCUUCCGGGCGCGCCUAUGCCACCACGCCGCAAGAGUCCGAAGACGAGACCGAAUCUGACGAAGAGAGUGCAUACGAGGAAGAAAGACCCGCCCGCCGGGUCGAGCACGCCGACUUUGUACUCGAGGAAUUAGACAGCGAUCCAGGCUACGACAGCGACCUUGAGGUGGUACGGCCGGACCAUUUCGAAGAUGCCAAAAGCGACAAGAGCGGGGCAAGACUAGAAGAAAAUGGAUUCCUCGACAGGUUCAACCAACUACGCUGCCAAGAAGGUUCAUCUGACGAAGAGGAACGACAGAGGAGAUACGAAAGGAAGAAGAAGCGAUGGAGCGCUGGCAUCUACAAGCGCAGCCAUAGCCAGAGCAUCGAAGGCGACAGCAGCUACUCCGAUAACGAUCCUCACGACGACGUCGACUCAAACGCCCGCCGUCUGCGCCGCCGGGUUCGGGGACCCGGUGACAGAUCGUCUCUCGUCUUUGAGGACAGAGGCUAUUCGAAUGCUGAGCACAUCGUGGAGGUGGAAGAGCCGGAGGAUGGAGGGAUUCCGCACUCGCCAGGCCCACCGUCGAUUCCCUCUGAUGAUGGCUUCACCCUCGACGAGUUGCCGUUCUGGUCCGUGGUCGACAGCGGGAUGGAUAUCGAAGUCGUCUCCACCUAGUCUCUUUCCCUAACGGCUGAUUUCAUCAUAUAGAUUGUAUCUCGCUGAUGCUCUCCUGUCAUCUCCUUCCGGCCUCGUUU